Molecule: messenger RNA, 6252 nt
Organism: Astyanax mexicanus (Mexican tetra)
Lineage: Eukaryota; Metazoa; Chordata; Actinopteri; Characiformes; Acestrorhamphidae
Product: NLR family CARD domain-containing protein 3-like
Exons: 28
Coding region: 100-5562 (1820 amino acids)
Molecular function (GO): protein binding
Source: RefSeq, a predicted model, not a curated record
AGGUCUAUUAAGAGUGUUUCUGAGGAACUGGACACAGGGAAAGCUGAGAGACUGGAUCAGGAUAAGAGAUCAGACUCACCUGAACCCAGCUGUGUCUCCAUGAAGAGUGAAGAGUCAAUGGGUAAACUUAUAAACUUCAGAGAGGAUAACAGUUCUGCUGAUCUCAGACUGGAUCAGGAUAAGAGAUCAGACUCACCUGAACCCAGCUGUGUCUCCAUGAAGAGUGACCGGUCAAUGGGCAAUCCAAUAAACUUCAGAGAGGACAACAGUUCUGCUGAUCUCAGAGUCCAGAAGGAGACUCCAGAAAUCAGCAGGAGAAAUAUGGACUCCAUAUUAAAGGAACUGGAGCACAAAGUCAUCUCUCUGGUAAAGAACCAGCUGAAGAGGUUUGUGAAGGUCCUGAAGAAUCUGGAUUACCCAGCAUGCUCUGGGAAAGAGGAGGAGGAUGAGGAGGAUCAGAGUGGUGUCAGAGAGGGAGCGCUGAAGAUCACACUGCACGUCCUGAGAAACAUGAACCAGACAGACCUCGCUAACAAACUGCAGACCAAACUGGCUCCUUCCUGCCACCGAAAGCUCAAAUCAACACUGAAGGGAAAAUUUGAGAAAAUUAAUGAAGGAAUGACAAAUCCUGAAACCUCAGUCCUCCUGAAUCAGAUCUACACAGAGCUCUACAUCACACAGGGAGGGGGUGGAGAGAUCAAUCAGGAACAUGAAGUGAGACAGAUAGAAGAUGCAUCCAGGAAAAGGACAACACAGGAGAUUCCCAUCAAAUGUAACGACAUCUUUAAACCAUUACCAGAACAGAACCGGUCCAUCAGAACUGUGCUGACUAAAGGAGUUGCUGGAAUUGGAAAAACAGUCUCUGUGCAGAAGUUCAUUCUGGACUGGGCUGAAGGAAAAGUAAAUCAGGACGUCCUCUUCAUUUUCCCUCUUCCUUUUAGAGAACUGAAUCUGAUGAAGGAGAAGAAGCUCAGUCUGGUGAAUCUUCUUCAGCGCUUCUUCCCAGAAACACAAGAUUUAAAACCAAGACAUUAUAAGAGCUACAAGAUCAUGUUCAUCUUUGAUGGUCUGGAUGAGUGUCGACUUCCUCUGGAUUUCCAGAACAAUGAGAACUUGGUGGAUAUAGAAGAACAAACCUCAGUGGAUGUGCUGCUGACAAACCUCAUCAAGAAGAACCUGCUUCCAUCUGCUCUCCUGUGGAUAACUACUCGACCAGCAGCAGCCAAUCAGAUCCCCCCUGACUGUAUAGACCAGGUAACAGAGGUACGAGGGUUCAGAGACCCUCAGAAAGAGGAAUACUUCAGGAAAAGGAUCAGAGAUCAGAGCCUUGCUGAAAGAAUCAUUACACACAUGAAGUCCUCCAGAAGCCUCUACAUCAUGUGCCACAUCCCAGUCUUCUGCUGGAUCUCAGCCACUGUUCUAGAGAGGAUGUUGGGUGAAGCAGAGGGAGGAGAGAUCCCCAAGACUCUGACUCAAAUGUUCACACACUUCCUGAUCUUUCAGAUCAAACACCGCAGCCAGAAGUACCACCAUAACAGUGAGGAUGAUCUUAAGCAGACUAGAAAGAUUAUUCUGGCUCUGGGAAAACUGGCUUUCCAACAGCUGGAGAAAGGAAACCUGAUCUUCUACGAGGAAGAUCUGAAAGAGUGCAGCAUUGAUGUGAAAGAAGUGUUCGUGUACUCAGGAGUGUGCACCCAGAUCUUCAGACAGGAAUCUGAACUUCACCUGGGAAAGGUCUUUAGCUUUGUACAUCUGAGUGUUCAGGAGUUUCUGGCUGCUUUAUAUGCGUUUCUCUCCUUCAUCUCCAACAACAGAAAUGUUCUACCUGGAGUUUUGGAUUUCUCCAAAAAGGAAACGAUGUCUGACUUCCUGAAGAGAGCCGUGGACGAGGCCUUAAAAAGUAAAAACGGACACCUGGACCUUUUCCUCCGAUUUCUUCUGGGUCUCUCACUGGAGUCCAAUCAGACUCUCUUACGAGGUCUUCUGAUACAGACAGGAAGCAUCUCUCACAGUAAAGAGGAAGUAGUGGAGCACAUCAAGCAGAAGAUCGAGGAGAAUCUCUCUCCAGAUAAAACGAUCAGUCUGUUCCACUGUCUGAAUGAACUGAAUGAUCAUUCUCUAGUGCAGCAAGUCCAACAGUACCUGAACAGAGGAGGAGGAUCCAGAGGAGGAGGAUCCAGAGGAAGAGGAUCCAGAGGAAGAGGAUCCAGGGGUCUCAGUGGAGCUAAACUCUCUCCUGCUGAGUGGUCAGCUGUGGCGUUUGUGAUGCUGAAUUCAGAAGAGGAUCUGGAUGAGUUUGACCUGAGUAAAUUUCAGAAAUCAGAAGAAUGUCUUCUGAGGCUGCUUCCAGUGGUGAAAACAUCCAGAAAGAUUGUGGUGUAUGAUUGCAGUAUUACAGAGAAAGGCUGUUCUGCUCUGUUUUCAGUUCUGAAAUUAAACCCCUCCCACCUGAGAGAACUGAGUCUGGCCUACAGUAAACCAGGAGAUUCAGGAGUGAAGCUGCUCUCUGAUCUACUGAUGGAUCCACUUUGUAAACUGGAGACACUACAGCUGGAAUUCUGCAGUAUUACAGAGAAACACUGUGCUGAUCUGGUUUCAGCUCUGAAAUCAAACCCCUCAGAGCUACGAGAGCUGAAUCUGAGCUACAAUAAACCAGGAGUGAAGAUGAUCUCUGGUUUACUGGAAGAUCCACGCUGUAAACUGGAGAAACUACAGCUGGAAUUCUGCAGGAUUACAGGAGAAGACUGUGCUGCUCUGGUUUCAGCUCUGAAAUUAAACCCCUCCCACCUGAGAGAACUGAAUCUGAACUACAAUAAACCAGGAGAUUCAGGAGUGAAGCUGCUCUCUGAUCUACUGAAGGAUCCUCACUUUAAACUGGAGAAACUACAGAUCUGUGACUCUUCAGAAUUACGUGAACUAAAUUUAAACGACAAAAAUUUAGGAGAUUCUGGAAUGAAGCUGCUCUCUGAUCUACUGGCAGAUCCUCACUGUAACCUGGAGAAACUACAGCUGGGGUGGUGCAGUAUUACAGGAGAAGACUGUGCUGCUCUGGUUUCAGCUCUGAAAUUAAACCCCUCCCACCUGAGAGAACUGAAUCUGAACUACAAUGAUCCAGGAGAUUCAGGAGUGAAGCUGCUCUCUCAUCUACUGAAGGAUCCUCACUUUAAACUGGAGAAACUACAACUGGAGGACUGCAGUAUUACAGGAGAAGGCUGUGCUGCUCUGGUUUCAGCUCUGAAAUUAAACCCCUCCCACCUGAGAGAACUGAAUCUGAACGACAAUAAUCCAGGAGAUUCAGGAGUGAAGCUGCUCUCUGAUCUACUGAAGGAUCCUCACUUUAAACUGGAGAAACUACAGCUGGAGGACUGCAGUAUUACAGGAGAAGACUGUGCUGCUCUGGUUUCAGCUCUGAAAUUAAACCCCUCCCACCUGAGAGAACUGAAUCUGAGCUCCAAUAAUCCAGGAGAUUCAGGAGUGAAGCUGCUCUCUGAUCUACUGAAGGAUCCUCACUUUAAACUGGAGAAACUACAGCUGGAGGACUGCAGUAUUACAGGAGAAGACUGUGCUGCUCUGGUUUCAGCUCUGAAAUUAAACCCCUCCCACCUGAGAGAACUGAAUCUGAACCUCAAUAAUCCAGGAGAUUCAGGAGUGAAGCUGCUCUCUGAUCUACUGAAGGAUUCUCGCUGUAAACUGGAGAAACUAGAGCUGGUGUGGUGCAGUAUUACAGGAGACGGCUGUGCUGCUCUGGUUUCAGCUCUGAAAUUAAACCCCUCCCACCUGAGAGAACUGAAUCUGAACUACAAUAAUCCAGGAGAUUCAGGAGUGAAGCUGCUCUCUGAUCUACUGAAGGAUCCUCACUUUAAACUGGAGAAUCUACAGCUGAUGAACUGCAGUAUUACAGGAGAAGGCUGUGCUGCUCUGGUUUCAGCUCUGAAAUUAAACCCCUCCCACCUGAGAGAACUGAAUCUGAACCACAAUAAUCCAGGAGACUCAGGAGUGAAGCUGCUCUCUGAUCUACUGAAGGAUCCUCACUGUAAACUGGAGAAACUACAGCUGAAAUUCUGCGGUAUUACAGAGAACCACUGUGCUGCUCUGGUUUCAGCUAUGAAAUCAAACCCCUCAGAGCUACGAGAGCUGAAUCUGAGCUACAAUAAACCAGUAGUGAAGAUGAUCUCUGGUUUACUGGAAGAUCCACGCUGUAAACUGGAGAAACUACAGCUGGAAUUCUGCAGGAUUACAGGAGAAGACUGUGCAACUCUGGUUUCAGCUUUGAAAUUAAACCCCUCCCACCUGAGAGAACUGAAUCUGAAUUACAAUAAUCCAGGAGAUUCAGGAGUGAAGCUGCUCUCUGAUCUUCUGAAGGAUCAUCAUUUUAAAUUGGAGAAACUAAAAAUCUGUGACUCUUCAGAAUUACGUGAACUAAAUUUAGGCGUUAUAAAUUUAGGAGAUUCAGGAGUGAAGCUGCUCUCUGAUCUACUGGAGGAUCCUUACUGUAACCUGGAGAAACUACAUCUGAGGAACAGCAGUCUUACAGGAGAAGACUGCGCUGCUCUGGUUUCAGCUCUGAAAUUAAACCCCUCCCACCUGAGAGAGCUGAAUCUGAGCUACAAUAAUCCAGGAGAUUCAGGAGUGAAGCUGCUCUCUGAUCUACUGACAGACCCUCAUUUUAACCUGGAGAACCUACAACUAUGGGAUUGUAAUCUAUCAGAGAAAAGUUGUGCUGCUCUGGCCUCAGCUCUCAGCUCAAAUUCCUCAAGUCUGAGAGAACUGGACCUGGGUAAAAAUGAACUGCAAGAUUCAGGAGUGAAGCUGCUCUCUGCUGGACUGAAGAGUUCACACUGUAAACUGCAGAAACUGGAACUGAUGGGCUGUAGUAUUACAGGAGAAGGCUGUGCUGCUCUGGUUUCAGCUCUGAAAUUAAACCCCUCCCACCUGAGAGAACUGUAUCUGAACCACAAUAAACCAGGAGAUUCAGGAGUGAAGCUGCUCUCUGAUCUACUGAAGGAUCCUCACUUUAAACUCGAGAACCUACAGCUGGAGUACUGCAGUAUUACAGAAGAAGGCUGUGCUGCUCUGCUUUCAGCUCUGAAAUUAAACCCCUCAUACCUGAGAGAGCUGAAUCUGAGCAACAGUAAACCAGGAGAUUCAGGAGUGAAGCUGCUCUCUGAUCUACUGAAGGAUCCUCAUUUCAAACUGCAGAAACUAAAGCUGUGGAGGUGUGAUCUAUCAGAUAACAACUGUGCAACUCUGGCUUCAGCUCUCAGCUCAAAUUCCUCAAGUCUAAGAGAACUGAACCUGGGUUUUAAUAAACUGCAGGAUUCAGGAGUGAAGCUGCUCUGUGCUGGACUGAAGAGUUCACACUGUAAACUGCAGGAACUGGAGCUGGUGAGCUGCAGGAUUACAGGAGAAGGCUGUGCUGCUCUGGUUUCAGCUCUGAAAUUAAACCCCUCCCACCUGAGAGAACUGGAUCUGAACUUCAAUAAUCCAGGAGAUUCAGGAGUGAAGCUGCUCUCUGAUCUACUGAAGGAUCCCCACUUUAAACUGGAGAAACUAAAAAUCUGAACACCUGACCUGCUGUUACCUGCAUACCCUUUCUCAAACUCCUCCCAUCCCACUUCUGUAGCCUCUAGAAACGUCCAAUCUCCUGCUUUAAAAAUGUACAGGACUCCUACAAAAUGUUUUAAUAUUUAUAAAGAUCUGCUUUGUUAAUUCUGUUUAUGUUCAGUUAUGAACUUAUGCUGAAGCUUCUCUAAGUCUGGUCCUUCUCAAACAUCAGCUUCCACAUCCAAGUUCCUGAAAGCGAAGAAGACCAAGGUGCUCCAGGAUUGGCCAGACCAGUCACACACAAUAUUAAUUACAUUUUCCAAUGAACCAUGACUUUACGUUUUAGUGUUAUUGUACCACGUUAGUGUAUUCAAAACAAGUACAUGUACAGUAUAAUUUCAACAUUAUACAUAUAUUUUUGUAAACUACAAUGUCCAAGUCUUCACUGAGUCUAAUAAACCUCAAUGAAUGAUGCUAAACUUUAUUUUGAUUGUAUUAGUACAGAAAAUGUUUGUUACAUUAGGUGAAUGUUUGUCUUUUUAUACUAAACCAAUCCAGCAACGUAAUGCCUAAAAUAUUUUUUUAUCGUCCACACAUUUGGAGUUCAUUUAGAGUCAAUUUGGGCUAAUCUGUUUCUUACAUAUAAGAAUAAAGUGAGAUGAGGAUUUAUUAGAGGAAAUGCAAUCAUAUUUCUCUUAAAAAUAUUUU